This is a messenger RNA of Rhipicephalus sanguineus (brown dog tick), 1021 nucleotides long. Its product is annotated as probable caffeoyl-CoA O-methyltransferase 1. Bases 207 to 890 code for a protein of 227 amino acids. Lineage: Eukaryota; Metazoa; Arthropoda; Arachnida; Ixodida; Ixodidae. The transcript is spliced from 7 exons. Gene Ontology annotation, molecular function: S-adenosylmethionine-dependent methyltransferase activity; O-methyltransferase activity. The record is from RefSeq and is a predicted model, not a curated record.
CUGAGGUAGAGGCGCUGAAACCUUUGUGGCUGUCCUCGAAUGCUGUCGUAUCGCGGUGGGCGUCGAUAAGGCACUUGUGUCACUUCCUACGGCGUCGUUUCUAGAGCUCGGAAUCACGCCGGCGACUGCACGACGAGAGGUGUACAUCACGAACGUAGAUCUUCUCAGACUCAAGAACCUCGAAGGAGCGCGUGCAUCAUACAGCCAUGGAGACGGCACCUUCACAUCGUGCUAGGGGCAAAGGCAAGAUCGCAACGCCGGAGGCCGAAGCCUACGUCCUUGAGCACUGCACCCUGCACCCCGUGCUCGAGAAGCUCAUAGCUGAAACUGUGAAGCUGCCCCGUGGGCGUAUGUACACCAAGCCUGCGCAGCUGACACUCUACCAAAUCCUGCUGAAGGCCGUACGUGCCAGGAAGUACCUGGAAGUGGGUGUGUUCACUGGCUGCAGCGCGCUGUCGGCGGCCCUGGCUCUUCCUCCCGACGGUAUCGUACGGGGCCUCGACAUCGACCAAGAGACCGCCAACGUCGGUAGGCCCUUCUGGAAAGAGGCUGGAGUCGAGCAAAAGAUUGACAUUCGCAUUGGCAAAGCUGUUGACAUUUUAGACACCAUGAUUGCGGACGGAGAGACGGAAAGCUACGACUUCGCCUAUAUUGAUGCUGACAAGGAAGAAUAUGAUGACUACUAUGAGCGUUGUCUGAAGCUAGUCAAGCGGAACGGGAUUAUCGCCUUCGAUAAUGUCCUACGUGGCGGCUCAGUGUUCGACGCUGAAACCUCCCACCCUGAAGCGUUGGCGAUGCGAGCUCUCAAUGCCAAGCUGAAGGACGACGAACGCGUGCAACUCGCCAUGCUACCCUUCGGCGACGGCGUCAACAUCGUCCUCAAGAAAUGAAAGAGUAGAGAAAAAAUCCAGGUGGACAUUAACCAUGGUGUUCGCCACGUAUAACAAACGCUACGCUGGUGCCCGUUGUAUGUAACGUUGGUAGGGAUGUCUCUUGCAAACCCCAAAUAAAGCUUUUUUUC